CUCCCGCUGCGCCCUCCUCAUUCAAGGGUGCGGCGGAGCAACAGGUGCGACGAACAGAGGACAGAGACAGACUUCAAAUUUAUCAGCCAUCACUGUUUUCUGACUACUUUUUUACCCUCAAGAAGCGAAGGAAUAUUAAGAAAGAGGGACUGACUUUGUAAUUUUCACAACUUGAUAAACAGCAGGUGAAGAGCCGGAGAUUUGAGCCAUCACAGCAGGUGGACGGCGUUGUAAUUAGAAAACAGAAAAAAAAAGAAAAAAAAUGGCCAACUCGGGUCUUCAGAUUUUGGGAUUCUCCCUGGGUCUUCUGGGCGUGAUCGGACUGAUUGUUGGCACCAUUCUGCCCCAGUGGAAAAUGUCGGCCUACGUCGGGGACAACAUCAUCACGGCCAUCGCCAUGUAUGAGGGUCUGUGGAUGUCGUGCGCCUUUCAGAGCACAGGCCAGAUCCAGUGCAAGGUGUACGACUCCAUCCUGCAGCUCAACAGUGCCCUCCAGGCAACUCGUGCUCUCAUGGUUGUUAGUAUCAUCGUGUCGCUGGCUGGGCUGGGCGCUGCCUGCAUGGGGAUGAAGUGUACUACCUGUGGAGGAGACGACAAAACACGCAAGUCCCGCAUUGCCAUGGUUGGCGGCGUCAUCAUCUUGAUUGGAGCUUUGUGUGCCAUCGUCGCUUGCUCUUGGUAUGCCCACGAUAUCAUCCAAGCCUUCUACAAUCCAUUCACUCCAGUCAAUACCAAGUACGAGUUUGGUGCCGCCAUCUUCAUCGCCUGGGCCGGAGCGUUCUUGACGGUAGUGGGAGGCGCCAUGCUGGCGGCGUCGUGCCCACGAGGCAAAUCCACGCCCAAGUAUCCCAUCUCCAGACCGCCCAGCAGCACCAAGGAAUACGUGUAAACCGGACUGAACUCUGUUGAAGGAACAAUGAUAUUCAUGUUAAAGAUGUAUCCCAGGAGGCAAUGGGAGCUUGUCUGUUUUUUUUUUUUUGCUUUGUUUUUUAUUAGUUUCUGUGAGGCCACCCUCUAAUGUUACUGUAAUAUUAUUUUAAUGGACUCAUUAAAGUUUUAAAUACCAGCUGUUUACUUGGAAGAGAUUAUUCACAUCGCCCUGUCUGGUACCUUAGCCAGUGCUUACUUUGUAAUGUUACACUUCUCACUUAUCUGACACCAAGAAGGCACUAAG
Molecule: messenger RNA, 1174 nt
Organism: Salarias fasciatus (jewelled blenny)
Lineage: Eukaryota; Metazoa; Chordata; Actinopteri; Blenniiformes; Blenniidae
Product: claudin-7-A-like
Exons: 4
Coding region: 263-889 (208 amino acids)
Cellular component (GO): bicellular tight junction; membrane
Molecular function (GO): structural molecule activity
Source: RefSeq, a predicted model, not a curated record